This is a messenger RNA of Erythranthe guttata (spotted monkey flower), 1073 nucleotides long. RefSeq names its product Calcium-binding EF-hand family protein. The record is from RefSeq and is a predicted model, not a curated record. Gene Ontology annotation, molecular function: calcium ion binding. Lineage: Eukaryota; Viridiplantae; Streptophyta; Magnoliopsida; Lamiales; Phrymaceae.
CUCUCUCUCCUCUUUCUCUCUCUAAGAAACUUCCAGGAAGCUGGCUAUGGCUGCCUACAGUACUACUCUCCGUCCAUUUAACUCUCCAUUCUUCUUUCUUUCUUCCACCAAUUACUCCAUUUAAUUUUAUCUUUCUUUCUUCUCCAACGUGUUGGAUUUUCAGAUUUUUCGUUAAUUACACCAUGAAACUCACCAAGUUCAUCCCCGGAACCCUAUUCAAAUCGAAGAAGAAAUCCCGCUCCGUUUCCAGAUCGGAGGAAACGUCGUCGUUUGGCUCGCAGACGACGGCGUCUUCAUCCUCAACCGAAAACGGCGGCUUAUCCACUCCGACAAGCGUGCUCCCCUCCGCCGACGACCUGUGCUCGGAGCUGAAACAGGCGUUCGAAAUGAUCGACCGAGACGGCGACGGGAAGAUAAAGAAGGAGGAAUUGGAGGGGCUGCUCAGCCGGCUCGGAGCCGAGCCGCCAAGCCAGGAGGAACUGAAAUUGAUGGUGAGCGAGGUGGAUAGGGACGGCGACGGGUGCAUUAGCCUGGAGGAGUUCUACGCGAUCGGGUCGGCUUUCGCGCCGCCGACUUGCGACGGCGAGCUGAGGAGCACGUUUGACUUCUUUGACUCCGAUCGCGACGGGAAGAUAACGGCGGAGGAGCUGUUCAGAGUGUUCGAAACAAUCGGGGACGCGCGGUGCACGUUAGAGGAUUGCCGGCGCAUGAUAAAAGGUGUGGACAGAAACGGGGACGGGUUCGUGUGCUUCGAGGACUUCAGCCUUAUGAUGGACCAGCACUGCAGCACCACCAAAGAUAAGAUGAUUUAAUUAGUAUGAAAUUAUCAUAUAAUUAAGAUGAUGAUUCAGAUUUUAAUUAUGUACGUUUCAACUGUUGAUAUUGUGGAAUUUCAUUUGCUUUUGGUGCUCUCCACGUGGCAUUUGGCAAUCUGCUGUACCUUCCACGUGGCAGGUUACAAUCAACCUGGUCUAAUAGGUGUGCAUGGCUCUGUAUUAAAGUUUCAAAUUUAUGUAAUUAAUAUAUGUUUCCAUACAAAAUUAAUAAAUAUUUGUGAUUUUGAGUUCCACUUU